AUGGAAACCGCCAACCCUAUCAAUCACGGCUCUUCAGGGAUACCGGCCUCUGCUCAAUCAGGCCACUGGUUCCCAGCCUUUCGCCCAGAAAUCCAUGAAGAAACUAGCGAUGACACACACGCCGGAAUCCCUUCGGAGGCGAAGUCAAGAGACAGGGUCAACGGCGAGAUGCAUACUGUCCCGUCGACGCCUUUCUCGGCGCGACAGGGUACAGAUGUAGCUCCAGAGAAGAGUACCUCUACAGUUCUGACAUCCGAAGGGCCUGGUGCGGCGAGGACAGAAUAUCGUGCGGAUGAACCUUCAUCGCUGUUAUCAUCCAACCAAGCAUGGCCAUCUGCAUCACCGGACGCGACCACCGGGGCUGAUGAGAUACCCUCAGACGACGACGAUGAACGCUUGGACCCGGCUUGGGGAAUCAAACGCCUAGAUACAUCCCACAUCUUGGACAGCAUUCACCGUUCGACAACGUUCCCCGAGCUUGCUACACCUGACCCUUCGGGCGAUCAUGUUGACGUCAAUAAGCGCGAUGAGCCCGAGGCCCGAACGCUAAACGAAGGAGCGGAGGAAUCCAGGGGCACAGAGCAAAACGAUGUUCAAAACGAAGUUGCUACGGAGCCACAGAGAUUGGACUGGCUCGACGACAGUAAUGAAGUGAAUGGCGAUGCUCACCCGUGGACAGCACCCGAGCAGGUCGAAGCAGUCGAUGAGGGGGCACAACGUUUCGAUGAAGGCGUUCCUCUGAUACAAGCAGAGGAGAGAGUCGACACUGAUCGGGCCAGCUCACGAAACGAACCCGGACCUAAUCCCUUCGACACAGUCGCCGACGACGAAGAAACCCUAUUCUUUUCUAGCAUCACGAAUUCUGCGCCAGCUGCCGACAAUCCCUCCCUAGACCGAAAAUCUACGGCUCAAGUACUGGACUCGUUAAAUUUCUCGGCCAAAGACAAGUCGGAGUUCCCGAUUGCGACGGAACAGGCAGAGCCUUCGUUUUUCGACGAGGUGGCUAAGCUGCAGAACGAGGCCACUGAAGGCCCACCUCCGGAAGAUGUUGAUGCAAUGUGGGCGGCCGCACUUGAAGACGACGAGUUUCUGGUCGAGGAUGCCGACGAUCUCCUUCCUGACUCCGAGCCUGGUUCUCCCUCCUCUUUUCUUGCAUCCAUACAGGAAUCGGCAGCGUUACCGGACGAAAAGUUUGAUAUAUCUAGCUCACAACCUCCGUCCAAUACUGCCACCCAACAGAACCCGCUCGAGAUACAACGACCGGCAAAUCCUUAUGCUCCUCACCAACCAUCCACUUCAGAUCUGCUCCAGUUAUCACCUACCGCACGUACAACCCAUAAUAACAUUGGGAUUUCCAGACCAGAACUGGCGCCCUUGACUUCAUUUCAAUCGCAUCUGCAGCAAGACGCUCCCCCCCAACCAAUGAAAAGCUUUGUGGACCAGGCCAGAGAUGGUUACAAGUCACCAUACGAUCUACCUAUGGACAUUGCAAAACACAGGAGGAGGCCACAUGUCCCUCACCCUGUUCAGACAACGCGACCCGUGGCUCCCCCUCCAAGAAGUAGCAGUCUGUCGGAGAAUCCCCUUCAAUCACCAUUUUCUCCACAUGUUCCCCCGGCGCCCGCUUCAGCUGCCCUGCCACCGACCGAGCCAGUGCCCAUGGAUCCUCCUCGGAGCGUCUCAGCCUUCGAGCAGCCGGCGAGGCCAAAGGCUCGGUCAGGAUCUUCGAGUUUUUUUGAAGAAUUACCCAUCAGCUUCAAGCCGAGGCAUGCUUCAAGCCAUGCUUCAAGCCAUGGUCAUUACAUUCCUCACCAACAUGCCUCCGUUCCUCCGCCACCGCUUCCAUCCCAAAGUCAGCCCAGCAUGCCUCUAUCGCCUCCGCUACAGCAAGUAUCUCCACCUCGUGCAGCAGAUCCCUACUCUCAAUACCAGCUUCGUGCGCCUGAGCGUCUAGACCCCUAUGCGAAUGCGCCACUAGAACCACCUGUUGCGCCGCCGUCAACGUUGGCUGCAAGAUAUUCGCCAGCGCCUGUCACAUCAGCACAAGCUCCACGGAUGGGACCUUCUCCCCGAUACUCUCCCGCACCUCCACCUCAGACAGCCCCUUCAAAUUUGGCACAUCGGUAUGCCUCGAAGCCCGCCGCUGCUGCUCCGCCUCAAGCGCCGCCGACUGUGCUGAACAGACACGUAUCACAACCCCCGCCCCACCCCUCUACAGCUGCCAAUAUCCUUCCCUUUCAGCCUCGCACGUCAAGUCCUCUGGCAUACCACAAGAGAUCUGUCGAUGAAAGCGCGAAUGAUAUACCGAUCUCGACAAGCUAUCUCCCCAAAGCUCCUCAGGUCUCUACUACGGGCGUUCUAUCACACCAAACUGGACCAACUGAUGAAGACAUACGUUUCACCCAUUCGACUAUAACUACAUCGCCGCCCCAACGCUCUAUGCCUGAGCACCUACCGCCUCCGCGCCGAUCACAAACCCAGUCUCCGUCGAAACAGCGUCCACAGCCAAACUUUCCUACCUACAGUAGCGAUGUGAUCAAUCGUCCAGCCUCAGCGUAUAUUCAGCCACCGGCGGAUAGGACCUUGGCACAGUUGGACUCUGUGCCACCAAGGCCCGAUUUUGCGCCGAGAGGGUUGGCGCCAGAAUUGGAAUUCGUGCGGCCUCUAGAUGACACUCAGUUUGACCCAUUGGAGCGUUGGAAAGGUGCUCCCAUCUUCAAAUUCGGCUUUGGCGGCUCGAUAGUGAGCACUUUCCCGAAGCACGUCCCCAGAUAUACUGCGGGUGCAAGCAGGCCUCAAAUCAAAGCCUCCCCGGGAGCGGUUUCAACACGAAGUACGAAAGACAUACUUCCGCACGCCGAGCUCCUGAACAGCUUCCCCGGACCUUUGAGGUCGAAAUCGAAGAAAAAGGAGCUCUUGACCUGGAUGUCGAACUACAUAUCUAGUCUGGAGGCCUCUGUGCCCGACGCUGCACCUAUCCAAUCUCCACCGGAUUUAAGCAGACAUCACCACGAGAAAACCCUGCUCUGGAAAAUCAUUCGUGUUCUCGUGGAGCAUGACGGUAUCCUUGAUGGUGCGGCCUUGAAAGCGGUCAACCCGAUUCUGGCUCCCGAAGUUCACGCUGUGGACGAACCAAGCGCAAGUCAAUACCACGGCGACCAACUGUUUUCAGGAAUCUACCGUCCUGCUGGCGGUAAUAUACGGCCGGAAUCUGUUGAUCCUAUGGCAGUUGAGGUCCUCAGAAAGCAACUUCUUGCUGGCAACAGGCAAGCUGCGGUAACCCAUGCUAUGGACAACCGAUUAUGGUCCCAUGCAUUGGUUAUAUCCUCUACCAUGGAUCGCUCGAUGUGGAGCCAGGUAGUGCGGGAAUUCGUCCGUCAAGAAGUCAAGACUGUUGGAACCAAUGCCGAAUCACUGUCUGCCUUGUAUGAAAUCUUUGGCGGCAAUGUUGAAGACAGCAUCGAUGAGCUCGUACCACCCUCCGCUCGCGCAGGACUGCAGAUGGUGAGCAGAGUCGAUGCUGCUGGACCGACCAGGAACGCCCUUGAAGGGUUGAACCGCUGGAAAGAGACACUCAGCCUCGUUCUGAACAAUCGCUGUCAAGGUGAUCAUCAAGCACUGGCUGUCCUUGGUAAACUACUGGAGGAUUACAACCGAAUUGAAGCGGGGCACAUCUGCUACUUAUUCUCGAGAAACCCUGCAAAGCCACUCAUCGUUGGCGGGCUCGACGACGAACAGACUCCUAUUGUGCUAUUAGGCGCCGAUCACAAAGCAAAACCGUUUGAUUUUGGUCGCGAUCAAGAAGCAAUCUUGCUUACCGAAAUCUACGAGUUUGCAACAAGUGUUCUUGCACCGGGGGCACCACUCUCGUUCAUGCCCCAUCUGUCGGUCUACAAAUUACAGCGGGCGACGGUUCUGGCGGAAGGAGGUUUCAAGUCAGAGGCCCAAUUGUAUUGCGAUGCCAUAGCUGCAACAUUCAAGUCCAGCACGAAAGUGUCGCCAUACUAUCAUCCUUUGUUCCUAUCCGAGCUAGAUGACUUGUCGAACCGUCUCAAACAAACCCCAAGUCAAGGCUCGUCAUCCUGGAUUGGGAGACCUAGCCUCGAAAAGGUGUCAGGGUCCGUAUGGAAUAAAUUCAGCAGCUUUGUCGUAGGCGAUGACAGCGAUGCAGAAUCCAAGGGUUCGGGCAAGGACGCCGCCGAAGCAGGACCGUUUGCCAAUGUUACUGGCACGCCCUCAAUCAGCAGAUCUGGUUCCCAAUCCGAUCUAUUUGGGUCGUAUCCGCAGAACGUCGCUGCAGCUGGGUCUAGAUAUGCUCCGAAUGGGAUCCAGUCGGCCCGCUCUUCUUCGGAGCUGACCCGAGGGCGGCCUUCCUUUGACCAGCAGCGAUCACCUCCUACCACUUCCUACUUUCCCGCCAAUCGUCAAUAUGAACCCUUGAACAUGCUUCAGCAGGGAUCGACCGCGCCACCUUUGAACCCGUACCAGGCUCUCGCAACAUCUCCACCGCAAACCUCAUAUCCACAAAGCCCUAGGAAGUCUUCCUAUUUGCCGAAUAAUGUCAGUCGAGCUCUGGGAUCGAAUGAGCCUCCAGUGCAACAACAGACGUAUUUGCCAACUCCGUCAUCCGAAGAGGUCAUCCAGCAACCUUAUGGAUAUGCACCGGAGCUGGUGGCAAGCUCUCAGAACCCCGAGCCGGCAGCAUACGGCGCCUAUGAGCCAAUGCAGCAGCCGGAAACACAGGCACCUUUUCAGCAGGGACAAGGUUAUGGGGGCUACGAGCCCCCUACCCAGUCCUACAGCUAUGAACCUCCAUCUGGCGACGAUGGCUAUGUUCCUUAUGAACCAGAGCUUGAUUCUCCUGAGGAGGAAAGGGAGACGAAGCCCAAGAAGAAGUCGUUUAUGGAUGAUGACGAUGACGACUUUCCUUCAGUGGCCAAUCAAGCUCCGCCAUCUGAGCGCAAACCCACAGCGGACGAAGACGAAGCUGCGCGUCGACGUGCAAAUGAUGCGGCUGCAGAAGCAACGUUCCGUGCAGCUGCAGAAGCAGACGCGGCGCAAGCCAAAGAGAAAGAACAAGCUAAAAGGGCAUCAUCCUGGUUCGCGGGAUGGCUGGGAGGCAAAAAGGGUGCAGACGGGCUUGAUGGAGCCAGCAAGAGUGCCGAGCCAAAGGUCUAUAAAGCCAACCUGGGAGAGUCAAAGAUGAAAUUAUAUUUCGACAAAGAGCUCGGUAAAUGGGUGAACCCAGACAAUCCUGAUGCUUCGAAGAAGACCGCAACACCCCCACCUCCGCGAAUGGGUGGAACGCCUGCCCCUCCGAUGGGUGCAGGUGGGCAUUCGAGAGCUCCAGGCUCCGGUCCUACCUCGUACUCGAGUCUCCCAAACAUGGCCAUGGCUCCACCUUCAGCACCCUCCAGCCGGACAGGGACCCCCGUUACCGGGCCUGGGAUUACCAACGUCCCGUCACCGCCUACAGGUCUGUCAGGUCCACCAAGUGGUUCAGGAACUCCACCCCUGGGCGCGACGUUGUCUCAUGGCCUCGCUCCGCCGCCUGGACCGGGCUCUCGUCCUGGAACAGCGACGAGCAACGCCAGCAGCAUUGACGACCUCAUCGGACCUGCGACCGGUCGCAAGAGUGCGAAAGGAGGAAAGAGAGGCAAGACAGGCCGUUAUGUGGAUGUCAUGGCAAAAUAG
Messenger RNA from Capronia epimyces CBS 606.96, 5694 nucleotides. RefSeq lists its product as uncharacterized. Gene Ontology annotation, cellular component: ER to Golgi transport vesicle membrane; endoplasmic reticulum exit site. The transcript has a single exon. The record is from RefSeq and is a predicted model, not a curated record. The coding region runs from base 1 to 5694 and encodes 1897 amino acids. Lineage: Eukaryota; Fungi; Ascomycota; Eurotiomycetes; Chaetothyriales; Herpotrichiellaceae. Gene Ontology annotation, biological process: Golgi organization; autophagy; COPII vesicle coat assembly.